This is a messenger RNA of Plasmopara halstedii, 6456 nucleotides long. RefSeq lists its product as hypothetical. The coding region runs from base 1 to 6456 and encodes 2151 amino acids. Gene Ontology annotation, molecular function: protein binding; chromatin DNA binding; zinc ion binding. Gene Ontology annotation, cellular component: transcription regulator complex; histone acetyltransferase complex. The record is from RefSeq and is a predicted model, not a curated record. The transcript is spliced from 6 exons. Gene Ontology annotation, biological process: positive regulation of transcription by RNA polymerase II. NCBI's taxonomy places the organism in Eukaryota, Oomycota, Peronosporomycetes, Peronosporales, Peronosporaceae.
AUGUCCCACCUAAAUUAUCUUCGUCCGCCCUCACAGCAGUCGGCCACGUACGCCGUCGGUCCGCGAUCUGCAAAGAGUAAAAUUUGCUGCAACCUGGAAAACAAUCAUUUUCACAGGUUCAUCUCAUCUCCAGAAAACUCCCGCGUCUCAUCAAUCUUUCUGGCCGCCGUAAAAUUUAGAAUCGAAGCCUUGAAGGAACCUCACGGCAUCGAACUCAUGUCUGUUCCUCAGCAAUCUAUGCCCACUAUUUCUCAAUAUGCAUCCAAGGCGACAAUAGCUGGCCGUUCUGAUUCGACUCCACCACCACCUGCUAGCAACGCCGUUAGCUCAAAUACGUCAGAGGCGUCUACUUUACAGCCGGCAUUUACGACAAAUUCAAGCACCACUGAAUCAGUUCCAAAUAAUGCUGCUACAUCGACAGCUUCUACGACAAGCUCUGCUGGUAUCUCAGGAAUUAAUCUUGAGGGAGUUGCCGAUUGGAGAGAUAAAGAUGCUGACCGAAGUGCGAGACAGCAAAUUGCGCGGAUCAUUUUGACUUUGAUCAUGAAGAGUGCAAAUCGUCCAACUUCGGCAAAUUAUAAUCCUCGAGAAAUCGCAAGAAGGCUGGAACAUACGCUCUACAUGGGAGCACCUUCUAAACAAGAGUAUAGCGAUGUACAGACGUUGAAAGCUCGAUUACAGCAGGCACUAGACAAUUCUCGACGGCGACAGAUGCAGCAGCAGCAAGCAAGACUUCAACAGCAGCAGCUUCAAGCGUCCGGAACGUCUACAGACGCUGCCCAGCAGCAAGCCCAAGCUCAGCUUUUGCAGCAGCGGCAACUAGCAAUGCUACAGCGGCAACAACAGCAACAACAGCAACAGCAGCAACAACAGCAACAUCAGCAACAACAACAACAACAAAUGGCUGCUGCACUGCAUAACCAGAGAACAAAUUUUCAGGCUGUUCCAUUUCCAGGGACAUCGACUUCAAUUAAUCAGCAGCCUUCUAUCAGUCAGCCGAUGCAAAUGCCGAUUAAUAUGUCACAAAUUGCAGUCAAAACUCCAGAUUCGAUUGCUGCGGUGAGCACAGCUCCAGUCACAACUCGUGUAUCCUCUUCAGUUGGACCCGCUGGAGCAAACAGCUCAAUACUUGAUGAGCUGGAGCGUGAAGCGGAUGAGAUGGCCAAGGGUUUUAGCGAUCAGUCGCUGUCUAUGCCGAACGUCGAGUUUCAGGCUGUUACAACGCCAACAGGGACGGGCACUGCAGCCAGUAAUGCGAACUUUGCAAAUUUAACACCCGCUAUAGCUUCACCAACGUUGGGUGGUAGUACUGCGGCUGGACAAUUCAACGCGGUUCCACUUAGCAUGCCACCUGACAUUGGAGUCAGUACAGCUCCUGUUUCAACGACCGGUGGGAUACUGCAGCCGAAUUCUUCCAUGUACCACGGAAUGAACCUUACAGGACCUCAGAUUCAGCAGAUCCAGCAGAUUCAGCAAAUGCAGCAAAUUCGACGAAUGCAGCAACUUCAGCAGCUUCAACAGGUUAACGGAAAGGUACACUUGCAAGUCGACACGUCAGUGCCAACUACACCAACAUCUGCAAAUAGAAAUGGUAACGAUAUAAGUCCAGGAAUGCUGCCAAUGAAUGAAGCAUCUAUUGCUCAGAAGCGGGAGGAGCUUAAACGUCGUCUUAUUCAGCUUAAGCACGCGCGUACUUGUACGACAGGAGAAUGCACGAUCGACUAUUGUAGCCGCACUAAAGCGUUGCUGUCACAUGUAUCGCGGUGUGCCAAUGCUCAGUGUACAACACUUGGCUGCAAGUCCACUCGACAGCUCUUGUCACAUUUUCGAAAGUGCCGUAACUUGCAGUGCGAUGUUUGCAGUGCAAUUCGACCUCCAAUGAAUGAGAAUGAACAGCAACUGGUGCUUCGACGUCAACAGGAGCGACUAUGCAUGUUACGUCAUGCCAGUACAUGCACAGCGCUGCAAUGCAUUCUGCCGUAUUGUGCUGGCAUGAAGCUGUUGUGGAAACAUAUUUGCGAAUGUCAUCAACGUCAAUGUCGAACGGACCAUUGCAUCUCAUCGCGUUACGUGCUUUCGCACUUUAAACAAUGUAACAAAAUGAUUUGUGAAGUUUGCGGCCCCGUUCGCAAGGCUAUCAAAGUGGUGGAUUCUUGUCGCGGAAAUUUUAGUCAGCUCCAGCUGGCAGCAAGUCAAUGCCCAGACGGUGUGCGUGGCCUGAUCAAGAUAAUGAACACGACCACUGCUAGUGCAUCAGUAUCGUCAUCUGCAGCGCAGGCAGUGCCUAGGAAUGAGCUUGCCGGUACGGACGUCAAGAUUGAAGGAUCACCUAUUGGUGCGCCGUUGGCGUUGGCGACCACAAUCAAUGCGACUGUUACGAAGGAUUUAGGUGUGGGAGAUGAGAUGAAAAAAAAGCCUCUUAAACUUCAGACGGAAAAAGAAAAAAAGUUGCGAAGAAAGGAGCAAGCAAAAAUUGCAAAGGCUCGUGCGCAGGCUAAAGCUGCAGCCGCAGCUGCGGCUGCGCUCGCAGGGCCGAUUUCUGGGGCACUGACUGAUACAGGUGCAAUUCAACCCGUCCUGCACAAUGGCCUCGUUGUUCGUGGUACUCAGGCAGAUUUGCAUGGCGACUAUCACGUUUUGCAUCAAGACAUUUCUUUUCUCGAUUCGAUGACGGAAGGUCAAUUAGAUGAACACAUUCGCUCGCUUCGAUUCAACUUCUGCGGGCAUAUUUCAAUCUCAGAACUCAAGAACAGACUGAUGCCACUGCUUCAAAAGCUCAUGGAUAGCGAGUAUGGGUGGACUUUUAAUAAUCCAGUGGAUCCUGUCCAGUGGAACAUUCCCGACUAUUUUGAUAUUAUCAAGUGUCCGAUGGACCUCGGUACAAUCAAAAAGCGAUUGGAAAAUGAACACUACAACAGUGUGGAAGCGUUUGCGGGGGAUGUACGACUGGUAUUUGAAAAUUGUAUCGCUUACAACAGCAGCACGAACAAAUUUAAUAUUGCCGCGAAGCAGCUGCUUGCCUCAUUUAAUAGAUCAUUGGCGGCUUUGAAGAAUCAGCUAGAAAAGCAACUGUUUAAACGCUGCGAGCAGAGACGUGAAGAAAUGUGUCAAUUGUGCGGCGGAGAUUCGUUUAAGUUUGCGCCAUGUAUGCUUUUCUGUAGCGGUCCGUGUGCAGGUCGUAUACGACGACAUACACACUACUACAGCGAUCCUCGAGGUGAGCAUCAUUGGUGCUCAAGUUGCUACAAGCAAAUGAAAGACGGCCCGAUUGACAUGUCGCUCUUGCCUCAGCUGUCGAGUGCGGCCACUGAAGUGGCUCCUUCUUCUGGUUCUGUGCCGUUCGAUGGUGUGCUAAAAAAGUCAUCACUCGUAAAGCGAAAAAACAGUGAGGUGGCUGAAGAACCUUGGGUCGAGUGCGAUUCGUGCAAAUUAUGGUACCAUCAAAUUUGUGCGCUGUUCAAUGAGCGCAACCACGCCAUUUCUGGUGAGCAAGAACCGUUUGUGUGUCCAAUUUGUGUGAAAAAACAACGUGCUGCUGGGGUAAAACCGUCUUUAGACAAUGGUCUGAAGGCGAAACGGCUUCCGAUUACACGUAUGGCACAGCUAAUUGAAACAAGAGUCUUAGAGGCCAUUGAAAAAGCAGGACAGGAUGAGGCCAUGCGCAUGGGCAGUAUGGGCAAUUCAGAUAGUAUUGGUUUCUCGAACGGUGUGAAGGAAUCGGCAUCGGAUACGCAGUACGGCAUCACAAUCCGCGAGGUUUUAAGCAUCGAUAAGCAGGUCCAAGUGAAACCACGAAUGGGCAAGUUAUUGGCCUUGAAGUAUCAACAAUCAAAAAAGUCGUUGAAACGGCCAAGAGUAGGAUCUGCUGGUGAUUCAAAUACUGCUGCAUCGGCUUUGUCCUUGCAGUUGACCUAUCGUUCGCGGUGUAUCUGCGUCUUCCAAGAAUUGGACGGCGUUGAUGUUCUCAUUUUUACAUUGUACGUCCAAGAAUACGGCCCCGACGCCUUAGCCCCAAAUGCUGGACGUGUUUACGUCUCGUACCUGGAUUCAGUCAAUUAUUUUCAGCCAAAAAAGCUACGUACACUAAUGCACCAACAGGUAAUGCUCGGUUUCCUUGAGGACUGUAAGAACCGUGGCUUCCACACGUGCCAUAUUUGGUCUUGUCCGCCGUUGAAAGGAGACGACUAUAUUUUUUUCUGUAAGCCUGAGAACCAAAAGAUUCCAAAGUCAGCACGACUGCGUCAAUGGUAUCAGAAACUGCUGCAGCAGGCCAAGCAAGAUGGACUUGUUGCGAACAUAUCCAAUCUUUAUGCUGAAUAUUACAUGAAGAAAAAAGCAGCGCACGAACUUCCGUACUUUGAAGGAGAUUACUGGCCACGACUUGCAGAAGACUUGAGCAAACAGCUGGAAGAAAAAGAUGGUAAUCGAGCGAAAUCUGGAGGAGCUCACGAUGUGCUAGAUGUCGGUAGCGUACCAGGUGGCAAGACGCCCAAUAUCGGAUCAAAGAUGCCCAUGUCUCGAUCCCCUUCGCCUGGUGAGUCCAGCAAUGAGAAUGGGAAUAGUAUGGUUGACGUCAACACCCCACUAUCGAAGAAAGGAGCGACGGCGCCAAGCGUGAAGAGCGCUAGCAAGCGCAGCAAGAAUAGCGCUACUACUGAACCGUCAGUGACGCGGAGUAGUGCAUCAAAAGCACGUUCGAAGAAAGCAGGCAAGAUGUCGCGUUGUGUGAGCAGCUCGAAGAAUGUUAUCAACAGUGAUCCGCUCAUGCAGAAGCUAAAAGGUAUUUUAGAGCCUCAGAAGGAUGACUUUUUUGUUGUGGAUCUUUAUCCCAAGUGCCACAAGUGUGCAGUGCCCAUUGUGCAAGAAAUAUAUUGGGAGCUUAAGACUGUCUCACCCCCUGCGUCAGUGACCCAUUUGCUAGAGGUUGCAAAGAAGUCCCGAUCGUCAUCGUCAAGUUCGCGCAAUUCACCUCCGCGUCACUAUCAUUAUUAUUACUGCCAUCUUUGCUACGAAAUGAAUAAGACACAAUUGCUGCAUCGUGUCGAAGUGUCUGGCGUAUGUGCGAUGCGGGCAAAGGAGUUAGGCGAGCGCAUAGCUCCGAUGAAUGAAAAGGCAGCUGCAGCAGAGGUUGCAGAGCUGGAUCUUCAAGAGAUAAAGUUUGAGACCGUUUUAAGAUUUGUCGACCCGACUGAAGAUGAAGAAGAUACGUUUAUUGAAAAUUCGGAAGCAGAUCAUAUAAAAGCAAAUGAUGCAGAAACUGCUGCCAUAAAUGACAAUGCAUCAACUACAUCGAAUCCAUCGCCAUCAUCUGCUGAGAAAAAUCAGCACGAUGAGGGAAAAGGAAAUGGCAAUGUAAGCGAGCAAACAGAUCAUCAGAGAAUUAAGGAAAGAAGCACUUUGCGGAGGAAGAUGAAGCGUGUGAUUGGUGAUGAUCUGGACGAUGUGAUCAUGCCGUGUGAGAUAUUCGACACGCGCGAGGCUUUCUUGUUGUAUUGUCAAAACAAUCACUGCCAGUUCGACCAAAUUCGACGCGCCAAGCACUCGUCAAUGAUGGUUCUUUACCAUUUGUUUAACCAGGGUACCACUGGGUUUACAUUCAGCUGUUCAAACUGCAAGACGACGUUGCUGAGUGGAAAUCGCUGGAACUGCUCCAUUUGCCCCGUAUUUAAUUUAUGUGACCCGUGUCAUACGAAGACGAAGCACGAGCAUCAGCUUCAUUUAUUCAAAGUCGUGUCAAUUCCAAGACCGGGCAACGAAGUGUCAAACGAGACAGUGAGCUCUAAGGUUAAAGGUAUCGUUUCCAAAGCUGGAGGCGUUACUGGGCGUGCGAUUAAACGCGAAGUAGAAAGUGUGGAUCUGAAGCGGGCAAAACAUGCAAAGGAAGCUGGACACCAGGCUGGAGGCUCACGAAAGCGCAAGUUACCGCAUACGUCGCCCGUUGCAGCAUUAGAAGUAAAGCCAGAAAAACCAGCGACCGCGUCGAUGGGUUCGAGUGCAGACGCCUCGAAUGGCACGUCUGUGGGAAAUAAUGGCAAUAUGGCAGACGGAAAGAAGCGACGAAUCCACAAUAUCGAUCCUCAACUCUUACUUCAGCUUGAACAUGCAAGUAGCUGUACGGUGCCAAAUUGCUCAUUUUUCAACUGCAACCGGAUGCAAGCGAUGCUCAAGCACGGCUCAAUCUGCGAACAAAGGCUAGCUGGUCCUUGUGUUCUGUGCAAGCGUAUUAUUGGUCUCUUAUCCGCACAUGCUCGACAGUGUACUAAGGGGUAUGGAGUCUGUAAGGUUCCUCGCUGCGCAGACAUUCGUCGCCAUUUUCUUGCACAGGUUCAAGCACGCCGGGAGCAAGCACAUCAGCUACAACAAGAAGGCAAUGAUGUUGCUAGUACAGACAGACUUGACACUACAAGUACAAGCCCCGAUGCAAGUGAGACGGAGGGUGGACAUACAACGGGAUGA